Messenger RNA from Nipponia nippon (crested ibis), 1533 nucleotides. It is a transcript of the gene HSF4, whose product is annotated as heat shock transcription factor 4. The record is from RefSeq and is a predicted model, not a curated record. Lineage: Eukaryota; Metazoa; Chordata; Aves; Pelecaniformes; Threskiornithidae. Gene Ontology annotation, biological process: regulation of DNA-templated transcription. Gene Ontology annotation, molecular function: sequence-specific DNA binding; DNA-binding transcription factor activity.
AUGCAGGAUUCACCCAGCUCUCUGGUGAUGGAUGGAUACUCCAGCAAUGUGCCAGCCUUCCUAACCAAACUCUGGACGCUGGUGGAAGAUCCUGAAACGAACCAUCUCAUCUGCUGGAGUACUAAUGGCACCAGCUUCCAUGUGUUCGACCAAGGACGCUUUGCCAAAGAGGUGCUGCCCAAGUAUUUCAAACACAACAACAUGGCCAGUUUUGUCCGACAGCUGAACAUGUACGGCUUCAGGAAGGUGGUGAACAUCGAGCAGGGGGGUCUCGUUAAGCCCGAGCGGGACGACACCGAGUUCCAGCACCUUUGCUUCCUGCAGGGCCACGAGCACCUCCUGGAGCACAUCAAGAGGAAGGUGUCAGUAGUGAAAAGUGAGGAGACAAAGAUGCGCCAGGAGGACCUCAGCAGGUUGCUAUACGAGGUACAGAUACUGAGAAGUCAGCAGGAGAACAUGGAGUGUCAAGUGCAGGACAUGAAGCAGCAAAAUGAAGUUCUUUGGCGGGAAGUUGUUUCUCUCCGGCAGAACCACUCACAGCAACAGAAAGUGAUCAACAAGCUGAUUCAGUUUCUGUUUGGCCAGCUCCAAUCAAGCCCUAGCAGCACUGGGAUAAAGAGGAAGCUACCUCUGAUGCUUGACAAUGGGAUCUCAGCUCCACAAGUGUCCAAGUUCAGCCGGCAUUUGUCUACGGACCCCCUCCAUGACCCCUAUUUCAUACAGUCGCCAUCAACAGAACCUGCCUCUUGCUUAAAUAGCCCUGCAAUUGCUGGAGGACCCAUCAUAUCUGAUGUUACUGAAGCAUCACCAUCCAACAUAAUAAAUAUGCAAUCCCCUCCUGAAAAUGACAGAGAGAAGUGCCUCAUGCUGAUCAAGGAAGAGCCAGUCAGCCCUGGAGUGAAAGCCACCGCUGAGCCUGAUGUCCCGCUGCCAGGCUGCAGGGCUUGCUCUGAGCCCCCUGUGCUCCCAGUUGCUAUGGUUCAGUCUGUUUUGGAAGGCAAAGGGAGCUGUGGUGCAGCCCCACCAGGGACCUCUCAACCAGCCGAGAGAAGAGGCAGAAGGGCAUUGCUGGACAGAACAGAUAUUUCAGACCCGUUGGAGGGCACUGACUGGAGCUUGGAAGGGCUGCAGCUGCUGCUGAGGAGCCAGCAGUACGGCCUGGAGCCCGCCAGCCUCUUGGAUGUCUUUAAUCCUAAUUUAUCUCUGAGUGAGUGGAAUUUGACUGAAAUGGAAGCCAGUCUGUCCCCGAUGCAGCGACUCACAGUGGAUCUGGAGAAGAAUGCAACUGAGCUGUCCUCAAAAGUGUUCAACCCACCGUUUAACAACGUCUGCCCAGGGAAAGAUGUCAUUCUUGAAAGUGCCCAGCAGUUCCUCAUUGAUCGUCAGUCAAUCUUUGGAAACGACCUCAUCAGCUUGCCUGAAAGUUCAUCGCUUUAUGUUCCACCCGAAAAUAUGGCUUCCUACCUGUCCUCUGUGGGUGUCCCAGGGGAUACCCCAUUAAACCUGAGCUCUUCAACUGACAACAACCAGUGA